CAAAGUCAGUCAGACUUGUAGACGAAGGCGACGGUGGCGACGGACUUUUGACACUUCAUUGACACCGACGCCGUGACGCCGAAGACUUGAGCCUUCACAAGACUGAAGUUUUGUGUCAUUUACUAGUCCUAACAACAACUGAACAACUAGUUAGCUACUUACUCUCUGUCUGUUAGGUGGACAGAUAUUAAUUUAAUAAUAAUAAAAUUAAAAAGUGAAGUAACCUAGCUUAAAGUGAAGGCCUAGUUUAUUUAUAAAUUUAGUGAAAGUGAACAGUGUUUAAAGUCCUUGAAUCGCGGAACUGUUGGUGAAUACUGAAUACAAAAAAGUUAAGUUCUAGUAGUCAUUUUUUAAUUGUGUUUAUUUUCAUCAUGGACUAUAUAAGUUAAGUUAACCCAAUCUAGAACGCAAAGUGUAUUUUUUGCUACAUUAAUUUGAACUCUUUGAGGACUAUUACACACUUUAAAGGUAUUGGAUUGCCUGAAUAAGUUACUGUACUUAACUAAGAGAUGACUAUGUCAAAUCCCAACACUUUCAAAGGCCCUUAUCUCAGACCAUGGAUGAGAGAAUAUGGUGCUGCAGCUCCAGCCUCAGGAACAGGAUUUAAAGGAAUCAUCGCUGGGGGUAUUACAGGUGGUAUUGAAAUCUGCAUUACCUUCCCUACAGAAUAUGUAAAAACACAGCUGCAGCUAGAUGAGAAAGGAGGUGCCAAACGUUACUCGGGAAUUGUUGACUGUAUCAAGAAGACUGUACAAAGCCAUGGGUUCUUUGGUCUAUACCGAGGACUCAGUGUGCUGCUGUAUGGCUCCAUCCCCAAGUCUGCUGUCAGAUUUGGUGCGUUUGAAGCCCUCAAGACUAGAUCGAUGGAUGAGCGAGGUAAUCUGUCUCCGCAGAUGAGGGUAUUGUGUGGGCUGGGAGCUGGAAUCUGCGAGGCUGUGUUUGCCGUAACCCCCAUGGAAACAGUUAAGGUCAAGUUUAUCAAUGACCAACGUUCUGCAAAUCCUCGAUUCAAAGGCUUCUUCCAUGGUGUUAGCCUGAUAGUGAAAGAACAAGGAUUCCGAGGAGUUUAUCAAGGACUGUCAGCCACCAUUAUGAAGCAAGGCAGUAACCAAGCCAUCAGAUUCUUUGUGAUGGAGACAUGCAAAGACAAGUACAGAGGUGGGGACCCAACCAAACCUGUGCCCAAGAUGGUUGUUGGAGCCUUUGGAGCUGUCGCGGGAGCAGCAUCGGUCUUUGGAAACACUCCCAUUGACGUUGUCAAAACAAGAAUGCAGGGUCUGGAGGCAUCUAAGUACAGUAGUACCUGGGACUGCUUUGUUAAGAUAUGGAAGAAUGAGGGACCUAAAGCGUUCUACAAAGGAACAGUCCCACGGCUAUCCAGAGUAUGCUUGGAUGUCGCUAUCACUUUCAUGAUCUACGAUUCAUUCAUGGAUCUCUUCAAAAAAGUUUGGCCGUGAGGAGUCAGUCGUUUUUAGUAUUUACGGUGUAGUUACUUGUUGAACUGUGUUUGUUGUACUUUAUGUUGUUCUAUCGUUAUGUUAAUAUUUCAGAGAUUUUAUUUAUGAAGGGAUUUUAACAAGAUUUUUUUGGUGAUUGUAUCAGAAAACUUACGUUCCUGUCCAAAGCCAAUAGUUUUUAUCGGUGUUUGUGUUUUUAAAAAUUCACUAACAGCUGUGAUUUCUCCUAACAAUUUAAUAAGGCAAAGGAUACGUAUGACUGCCAUCUCUCAGUGUGUCAUUAAAUAGGUGUAAGUUAUUUUUAUACAUGUCAACGACUUAAGGUAUUAGUGAAAAUAGAUAUAAGAUACAGACUGCGGGAGAAAAGGGUUCAAUCAAGAGAAACUUUAUCAAUUUCAUAAAAUUUAAUUCUAUAAAUUAAGUAUAUUAUUCUAUAUUUUGACCAAUCGAAGUAUAAGAGUUAAUAAAACUAAACCAGUGUGUGGCACAACUUCAUUUCAAUCUUUUGUGCUUAGUUUUAUUGUUACCUAGCUUUUAUGAUAUUUUUUUCAUAAGCCAUACUAACAUUCCUUCUGUAAAAUAGGUUUAAAUUCUUUUGCAUUUAUUUUUUUAUCAAAAAUCAUUGUUACCUAUAUAUUUAUUUAUAAGCUUUGUUUCAUACUUGUAAAUUUGUGUACGUUUUGUUGUUGAAAAUUUUUUGCAUGAGUGGCAUUACUAUUUUUUUUAGUUUUGAAAUAACAGGGUAAUUGAACAAAAUAUAACAUUCCAUUUAUAAUUGUAUCAACAGUAUUUUAAGAUUUGAAAUGAUCAUAUAAAUUAAUUAGGAAAUCAAUGAAUGAUCUUGCAUUUAUUUUUAUUUUUUUAUGUUAUGGUUUAAUAUUACUGAUUGGAGUUGUGCAUGAUUAUUCAUGUUUUUUAGGUUUUGUGGAAUACAACAAAAUGUAAUAAUUUUUUAACAUUGUAUGUUUGAGAUGAUAUAUUACAUUAUUGUAAAACAACACAGAAACACUGAAACUACUCGGGGUUGAAAAAGAUCUGUCAUAUUUAAUAUUUGUAUGCAUAAAAAUCAGUUUUUUGUUUGUCUUUGAUGGCAAUUUUCUUCCAAAUAUUUAUUUUAAUCUCGACAUCUUGGGUUAUCUUAAUCUCUUUUCUAACAGUGUCAAUUCCAACUUGCUCACUUAAUUCUAUCUGUGUUUAACAUAUCUGCCAAACUUUUAACCAUGCCAUUCAACGAAUUAGAAGCUUAAAAACAACUUUAUUAGCCAUUAGGUUUUAUUUUAACUAGAGCUUAUUAAACAAAGUAAUUUUUCAUGAAACACUAACAAACUGUACCAUAUGUGCCUAGAGUUCCUAAAUUAUUCUACUUUUCAUAAUGUAUUUUCAACCGUGCGUGUGGGUGCAAAUCACUCCUACAAAGUGGAAUGAGUGUUUAAGCAUCACAUCAAUAUUAAUAAUAAAUUGGGAGACUGAUUGUGCCUUACAAUUGUAUGCUCCAGAUCAAUUUUCUUUCAUUAAAAUCUCUAAGGAGGCAAAUUAAAAAAUUUUUCUUAAAGAAAAAAAGACUGAUUUUAAGCAUAUAUUUUUAAAUUGUAUUGUAAUUAUUUAUAUGUUUAGUAAGUCAAUGCCAUGUCAAAUCAAAACAAGCAAUAUUGUUUUAAAAGUGAAGCUAAAUUUCCAUCACCUGUCAAAUAAUAUACAAAUGUUUUACUAAUAUAAGCUGUAUCUUGUUUUAGUUCUUGACAACUAAUUCGCAUAUUCAAUUUUUUAUGUUUGUGAUUCUUAUUUUAUUGUAAUGGUUAUUAGGUGCACAAAUGUAUUAAUUUUAAACUUUCAAAUUUGUCUAAACUUAUGGUUACUUAAGUAGGCUAAUUGACAGUAGAUGUUCAAUAUACUGUAAGCCAUAUAGGAAUUAUCAUGGGUGUGUAUAAAUAAAAAUGUUUUGUUGAUUGGAA
Messenger RNA from Macrosteles quadrilineatus (aster leafhopper), 3409 nucleotides. RefSeq names its product putative tricarboxylate transport protein, mitochondrial. Gene Ontology annotation, biological process: mitochondrial citrate transmembrane transport. Lineage: Eukaryota; Metazoa; Arthropoda; Insecta; Hemiptera; Cicadellidae. The transcript is spliced from 5 exons. The record is from RefSeq and is a predicted model, not a curated record. Bases 510 to 1457 code for a protein of 315 amino acids.